UUCCCCGUCUCCUCAGAACAAUGUCACGUGACGCAACGGCCGGAGCCGGAGGAAGAAGACGAAGGAGACGGAGGCGCCAUUUUGUGCGUGCGUUUGUGAGGAGACGAGCGGCGGCGGCGGCGCAGACGAUGGUUUAGGCGAGGCCGGCGGCGGGAGCGACGACAGUCAGCCCGGAGGAGCGGGAAGGGGGUCGCCUCCGCCGUCUCUGCCUUCUCCUUUGUCGCCUCGGCGGGGCCGCGGCCUGGCCGCCCCUCCAGGGAGGAUGUCGGGCAGCUCCAGCAGCAGCAGCAGCAGCGAAGGGGGCGGCGGCGGCGGGGUCGGCAGCGAGGACGCGUGCCGCGACUACCAGUCGUCGCUGGAGGACCUGACCUUCAACAGCAAGCCCCACAUCAACAUGCUGACCAUCCUGGCCGAGGAGAACGUGCCCUUCGCCAAGGACAUCGUCUCGCUCAUCGAGGCGCAAAUCGCCAAGGCACCUGCUAAUGAGAAACUUCCUGUUAUGUACCUAAUGGACUCCAUUGUCAAGAAUGUUGGAAGAGAGUAUCUUUCUGCGUUUCCUAAAAACCUAGUUGCAACAUUUGUAAAUGUGUUUGAAAAGGUGGAUGAAAAUACUAGGAAAAGUUUAUUUAAGUUGCGUUCUACGUGGGAUGAGAUUUUCCCUUUGAAGAAGCUCUAUGCCCUUGAUGUGCGGGUGAAUUCAAUAGAUCCUGCUUGGCCGAUUAAGCCGCUGCCCCCCAAUGUGAAUACUUCUAGCAUCCACGUGAAUCCUAAGUUUUUAAAUAAAUCGCCUGAGGAACCUCCUGCUCCUAGUUCUACGGCUUGCCCUCUUGUUAUCUCUUCUCCAAUUGUUCCUGAAAUUCAAAAGAACUUGACGCAAGAGCAGCUAAUAAGACAACAGCUACUGGCCAAGCAAAAACAGUUGUUAGAACUUCAGCAGAAAAAAUUAGAACUGGAGUUAGAGCAGACUAAAGCACAACUGGCAGUUUCUCUGAAUGUCCAGCAAAAUACAUCCAGUAUGGGUUCAGUCCAGCCGCCUCUGAAGCCACAUCUUCCACAGCCACCCCACAUGCCAGUUAAACCUCUCCACCCAGCUUGCCUGCCUCCUGAAAAAACCCGUCUCUCUCCACUUCACGAUGUCAAAAUGGCCAACCGAGAUCCUCGUCUGAACCGAAUGAGUCAGCAUCUUCCUCAUGCUAAAGAUCAGAGUCACAGGAAGGAUUUUGUAAUGAAUCCCGCAAGUCAGCUCGACAAGCCUAGCAAGAUUCUGCAGGCCGAAAAACACAACGCAUCGAAACAAGAAAAGCUCAGGCUGGGGGACAAAAUGCAGAAGAAAGAGUACGAUCAGUUGGAUUCAAAGUUGAAAUCUCCAUCUCCCUUGCAAAACAAGCUUCUUCACUCUAAAGACACCAGAAACCAAGAGUGCGAGAAUAUGAGAGCGUCUGAGAUGAGCAAAAGAGACCCACGGCUGAAAAAACAUCUUCUGGAUAAGCCCGAGGGUAAAGAUGAUGAUGCCAAAGAAAAGAGAAGAAGUACAGAGAGAAAAGAUAAAGAAGAACAUCGAUCUGUUGGCAGCAGGAGUAAAAUUAUUAACGGCGUGGUCCAAAAGCAAGAUGCCAGCAUGGAAGAGUCGGGAAAACAAGGAAGGUCAAGUACUAGGAAGAGGUCACGUUCUCCUCGAUCUCGGUCGCCGUCUUCCCAUUCUCCGAAACGAAGAGAUCGGAGAUCCCCCAAGCGAAGGCUGCGAAGCCUUUCUCCUUCGGGACCAAAAACGUUGAAACCUCGGCAGUUGGGUCCCAAGCAGCCCCACCCGGAAGAUUUUGGGCAAGGGUCCCGGGAUGAAAGGGGCUCUAAUAAGAGGAACCUCAAACAGGAAAUGAGGGAUUCGAGGAGGCCAAAGAAAAUGCACGAAGACCGGCCGCAGGAGGGGAUGAAUCAGCACUCUUCGAGAGCAAGUUCAGAACCCAAAGAAAAUGUGGAAAAUUGGCAGGGUUCCAAGUCAAGCAAACGGUGGAAGUCUGGUUGGGAGGAAAAUAAAAAUCCUCAACCUGCUGAAGACCAUCAGGGACUUGGUAAAUCACCUCACCCAAGGCACAGGGACACCUGGGCAAGUAGUAAAGGUGUGCCGGCACCUCGCACACCAAAGCAGCACCGAUUAAGCGUGGAUGCUAACUUGCAGAUUCCCAAAGAAUUAACUGUGGCGAACAAGAGAGAUUUGCUUAAGAAGGCAAACGAACGCAUGUCGUCCGGGGAAAUAACGCAAGAUGAGUUCCUGAGUUUGGUUCACCAGAUUCGUCAGCUCUUCCAAUACCAGGAAGAAAAACACAGAUGUAACGUGUGGGAUAGCCCCUCAGCGGAAAAGGGCAUUUUGAAGAAGAAGCCUCUAUUGUCCGAUGCCGAUUUAAUCUAUCAUGAACACAAAGCUAAGCUAAUACGGACGCAAGUUCAGCAUUCGUUUCCCAGACUCAACAUGCUGGAUCCUGACGAAAUGCUAGACUAUCACCUAAGUGACGCGUUUCUUUCCGAGUUGGAAUGCGAGCAAACGAAAAGCAAACAGUUUGGGGAGCGAUCAAGGCGGCAUUCUCCUGUGAGUGGCAACAGACCAUACUCGGAUAAUUCAACCCAUGAUAGUCGGAGAAGGCACGACGAACCCAAUUCUUCAAAAGGUGUUCGAGAAGAGCAGAGAUCUCCAUUUAGCGACCAGUACAAGAGAUCGAGAUACGAAGAUACAGAGAAACAUUUUACUGAGAGUUCAGGAGCACGGUUUGGGGUCAUCGAUGGAAAGCCAAGAUUUGGAGGCCUGAUAGAGGAAAGGUCUCAUUUUGAGGGCUCUCCUAGGCAUCCCAGUUCAAGGGCAGGCGGAGAAGGACAAGCGAGCCAUUUUGAAGGGCCUGCUAAUACAAAUUCCAGAAUGGAAGGGCCACCAGCACAGAACAGUUUAAGGUUCGAAGGGGCCAUGGGGCAGCCAACAUCUCAGUGUGAUGGCCCACCAGGACCGUCUGGAGGAAAAGGUUCUCUCCUGUUCGAUGGACCACCAGGGCAGAUGGGUGGUGGUCCCCUGAGGUUUGAAGGGCCCUCAGGGCAGGUCGGUGCAGGGUCUGCUAUACGUUUUGAAAACCCUAUGGGGCAGCCAACUGGAAGCUUAAGAUUUGAGGCACCCACAGGUCAAGCUAUGGGUGGCAUGAGGUUUGAAGGGCCUCAUGGUCAGCCACCAGGCGGGUUGAGGUUUGAAGCGCCCCAUUGCCAGCCAUCUACUGGAAUGAGGUUUGAGGGACCACACAGUCAGCCAUCUUCUGGGGUGAGGUUUGAAGGGCCUCUUGAUCAGACGUCAGGUGGGAUGAGGUUUGACGGCCCUCUUGGUCAGCCGUCAGGCGGAAUGAGGUUUGAGGGUCCACAUGGCCAGCCUUCGAGCGGAAUGAGAUUUGAAGGGCCUCAUGACCAUUCUGUGAGACCUCACGGUCCCCCAGGAGCUGGACUGAGAUUUGACGCACCCCACAGUCAACCGGUAGGUCCUCAUGGUCAACCUGGGGCUGGGCUACGGUUCGAAGGGCCACUUAUGCAGCCAGUAGGGCCCCAUGGUCAGCCAGCAGGUAGUUUGCGCUUUGAAGCCCCCCAUGGUCAGCCCUUGGGCCCACCUGGUCAGCCAACAGGUGGACUUAGAUUUGAGGGGCCCCAUGGCCAACCUAGAUUUGAGGGGCCACACGGACAGCCAGGGAUUGGUCCUAGAUUUGAGGGCCCCACAGUCCAAUCUGGAGGUGGACUUGCAUUUGAAGGGCCGAUGAACCAAACUGGCCCCAGGUUUGAUUCCAGAUUUGAUGGCCAGCCAUCACUUUUGCGAAGACUGGACGGAUUGCAUGUACAGCCCGGUCCCAGGUUUGAAAUGGGGCCCGCACAGCAGACUCCACCUCGGUUUGACGGGCCACCCGGUCAGCCUGUACAGCCCAGAUUUGAUACGCCGAUACCUCAGAGGUUUGACGACCCUCAGCAUCAACAAGCAGCACGAUUUGAUCUCCCUCUCGGUCAAGGCCCGAGAAUGGAGAACGUAGCAAAUCUCCCCGCCUCAAGGCAUGAAACGCCGCCGUAUGGACAAAGUGGACCAUAUAACGAACCUUCCAACCAGCCUUAUAGUGGGCCGUCACAAGGAAUGCCAUUUCAAAGACCAGAGCAAAUGUUUGAUUCUCCUCAAGGACCAAGUUUCAGCGGGCCGCCCGUUUCCACAGCACAGAACUUUCCUAAUGCACUUAACAGGGCCCCUGGACAUUACUAUGACGACAAGAACCUUCAGGGACCUCAGUUUGGAAACUUCAAUAAUAUGGCGGGGAAUGUUCAGCAGCAGAUGCCUGUUAUGCCAGUUGGAGCUGUUCAGCCUGUACCUUUCAGUCAAGCGCAGCCACUCUUACCAGUUCAUGUUCAAAAUCCUGGUACCUUUGUCCAGACUCAAGCAGGAAACGCCCCACUUUCCUACGCUGAUAAUCAUCUUGGACAGCUUGAUGUAAACGAGUUGUACUCAAAGCUGCUUUCAACAGGAAUCCUUAAAGUUUUACAACCUGAUGCAACUUCCUCCCAACCCAGUGAAGUUUCCACCCAGCCAACUCUGGAGGAAGACGAAGAGGACCAGGACCAGAGUGAAGAUCAGGAAGUCCCAGACCUCACUAAUUUUGUAAUAGAGGAACUGAAACAGCGUCACGACAGCGUUAUCAACCGGCUGUACACCGGCAUUCAGUGUUACUCUUGCGGCAUGAGGUUCACGACAUCGCAGACAGAUGUGUACGCGGACCACUUGGACUGGCACUAUCGCCAGAACCGCACAGAAAAAGACGUCAGCAGGAAAGUCACUCACAGAAGAUGGUACUACAGUUUGACGGACUGGAUAGAGUUUGAAGAAAUAGCUGAUCUAGAGGAGCGUGCAAAGAGCCAGUUCUUUGAAAAAGUACAUGAAGAAGUUGUGUUAAAAACACAAGAAGCUGCUAAGGAGAAAGAGUUUCAGAGUGUUCCUGCAGGGCCUGCUGGAGUAGAUGAGAGCUGUGAAAUUUGCCAGGAGCAAUUUGAGCAAUAUUGGGACGAGGAAGAGGAAGAGUGGCACUUAAAAAAUGCCAUUAGAGUAGACGAAAAGAUCUACCAUCCAUCGUGUUACGAAGAUUAUCAAAAUACCUCUUCAUUCGAUUCGACGCCUUCUCCUAGCAAGACCCCCGUGGAAAACCCACUAAACAUGAUGUUGAAUAUUGUCAAGCAAGAGGUUCCGGAUUCCUGCAACAGUCCCCAAAUCAAAGAGGAGUCGGAGGAAAAGCUUGACGAAUGUAUGGCUGGGAGCUCGUCGGUGCUUGCCGAAAUUAAAACGGAACCUGAAAAGGUUGAGUCGGUUUAAACAAAUUUGACUUUUUUUUAAAUUGCAGAGAAGCGCUACUGUGUUCUAGCUGACCCUAGAAGGCAAAAGAAUUUUUAUAUGAAUAAAAUGUCCUCCUGGGGCAGGGCCCCAGCUGCUUAUCGGGUUAAUAAAUACAUUUUUGUAUUUGAAUUUCUUAUUGCCUGCACAGUGUCAGGUGUCUAUUGUGUGGAAGUUCUGUCGAUGGCGUACCAAUUCAACAGGAUUAGACUGUAUAUGUAAGAAGAAAUGGUAUGAUUUUUUUUUUUCAUUUGUGGAAAUGUAAAUUAUAAAUAAAAAGAUAUUUUUGCUAUCUAUGGAGUGUAAUGUUUAUGCACACCAUUCAAUAAAAAAAAAUGUAUUUCUGUUUUGGUGGUGUUUUGAUGGAACUGAAUUCAGGCUUUGGCAGAAGGCCUAAUCCUUCGAUAGGAUUCUCGGAAGAGACGACAAGACAGACUGUUUUGAAUUCAUAGGGAAGUUAAGGAGAGCAUUGCCGUUCCGGAGGAAGUUCCUGCUAACAGCGGCUUGGUGUUUUCGUAACCUGCAUUCAUAACUACAUUCUUAACAGAGAAGGCUAGGAGGCAAAUAUAACAAAAGUGAUUUGUGCUUGACUUGGAAUCCGCACCAAAAGUUUACAACGAAGAGCCCUGGGCUACACCCAGAGCUGCGUUCUGAAUCCACUUUUCUUAAAUUACUACUUUCCCCUUUUCCCUCUAGCCAACACAUCAGAACUUAGUUCGGCCAAAGGAAUUUUCUUUCAGUUUUUACGAGGAGAAAAGUGUAAGAUUUUUGCAACGUUGGUUUAACGUUUUUGUUGAUUUAUAGCUUGGGUCUAGGCGGGAAAGGGAUUACCAUGAGAUGUUAAUAUUUAUUUCGUGUAAUAAACUAGAGUGAAGCAUA
This is a messenger RNA of Sphaerodactylus townsendi, 6259 nucleotides long. RefSeq names its product PCF11 cleavage and polyadenylation factor subunit (gene PCF11). Gene Ontology annotation, cellular component: cytoplasm; mRNA cleavage factor complex. Gene Ontology annotation, biological process: termination of RNA polymerase II transcription. Bases 263 to 5362 code for a protein of 1699 amino acids. The transcript has 16 exons. NCBI's taxonomy places the organism in Eukaryota, Metazoa, Chordata, Lepidosauria, Squamata, Sphaerodactylidae. The record is from RefSeq and is a predicted model, not a curated record. Gene Ontology annotation, molecular function: mRNA binding; RNA polymerase II complex binding.